Corticium candelabrum is the source of this 540-nucleotide messenger RNA. Its product is annotated as tigger transposable element-derived protein 6-like. The coding region runs from base 1 to 540 and encodes 179 amino acids. Gene Ontology annotation, molecular function: DNA binding. The record is from RefSeq and is a predicted model, not a curated record. Gene Ontology annotation, cellular component: nucleus. The transcript has a single exon. NCBI's taxonomy places the organism in Eukaryota, Metazoa, Porifera, Homoscleromorpha, Homosclerophorida, Plakinidae.
AUGACAAGUCAACUGUUCGAGAACUGGUUGAACAAAGUGAACAUCAAAAUGAAGAGUGAAGAACGAUCCAUUUUGUUAUUUGUGGACAACUGCACUGCUCAUCCUGAUGUUGUCAGAAGUAAUGUCAAAUUAGUCUUUUUACCACCUAAUACCACUUCCAAACUUCAGCCAUGUGAUGCUGGAAUAAUACAAACUGUCAAGACGCAUUAUCGUAAACAGCUGCUUCGUCAUGUCCUGUUCCACAUAGAUAAAGCCUCAUGUGUAUCAGAGUUGGCCAAAAAAGUUAAUGUUCUUGAUGCAAUAGUUUGGCUGAGAAGUGCAUGGGACAGAGUUCAUCCAUCAACCAUCAGAAAAUGCUUUGCUAAGUGCGGAUUUGUUGAACCGGAUGCAGUGGAUGAAGGUGGUGCAACAGACUUACCAGAAUCAGAGCAAGAAAAUAUGAGUCUUGAAAUUGAACUCGAGUCUCUGGUGAAUGCUGCUGGCACAACUUGGACCGAGUAUGCCAAUUGUGAUCAAGAUUUGACAACUACACGUAUGUGA